Molecule: messenger RNA, 4252 nt
Organism: Liolophura sinensis
Lineage: Eukaryota; Metazoa; Mollusca; Polyplacophora; Chitonida; Chitonidae
Product: tyrosine-protein kinase JAK2-like
Exons: 14
Coding region: 49-3156 (1035 amino acids)
Biological process (GO): protein phosphorylation; intracellular signal transduction; cytokine-mediated signaling pathway
Cellular component (GO): cytoskeleton; cytosol
Molecular function (GO): non-membrane spanning protein tyrosine kinase activity; ATP binding; cytokine receptor binding
Source: RefSeq, a predicted model, not a curated record
CAUGAUUACGAGAAUAACAUCCGUGUUCGAAGGAAACAAAGAGAUGACAUGAAGGUUACUAGUUACACGACAGAUGACGUUAGUGCAGGGUUUAGGGUGUUGCUCUACACCUACCCCCAUUCCCAUGUGGAGACUGGCUCAGAGGAAAUCUACCUGGAGGACAUAUGUAAAAGUGUGGCCAAGUCUGUGGGCAUCAGCACUGUCACAUUUCCACUAUUUGGGUUUGUAGACUCCACACACACAACAUGGCUAGGCCUGCAUGAGAAAAUCAUCCCUGAAGAAUGGACAAACGGGGAUGUUUAUUUCCGCAUGCGAUUUUCACCAGAACAGAAAGUGCUACAGCACCUUGCUAAAAGAGAACCGAAAUUUACAGAGUACUUCUACAACCAGUGCAGGCAUGACUUUUUAACGGAGAAACUAUACAGUAUAUAUGAGCAGCAGAUUGACAAGGAGAAAUCAUUUGGGUUAGGGGUUUUGGAACGACUAAUCUAUUGUCGAAAAAAUGACCUCAAUGUGUGCAAAAUACAAUGUUUUAUGGACAGCAUUCCACCAACGAGGCAGAGUGAUGUGAGGAGCAGGCUAAACCCACUGAGAAGUCUUCGGUUUAAUCGCAAUUGUAAAAGAGAAUUGAAGAAAUUAGACGAGCAAGUGGAGAAUGGCAAGGUGGAGGAUCUUUGGAUGAGAUUUAUCGGUGGAAUUUUUAACUACGUUGAUAACUACUUGAUUGAAAACUAUGACGUACGAGUACAGUACCAAGAGGGCCACGUGGAAGACAAGAGGAUUUAUGUGAGGCCAAAUGAAGAGAUUGUCUCUGUAGGAAGGCUGAAGGACAUCCAGUCAAUGGAGAUUCAUGAGAACUGUGAGAAGUCCACAGAGUUUGGCUGGCUUGUGUUGGUCUGUGGAGAGAGAGUCCCAAAGAUUCUGAUGUUUAAAGAAAAAACAAAAGCGGAGUCAUUUAUGUCACUGUUGAUUGGGUACUACCGACUGACGGUCAACUAUUAUUUCUGUCCAGUUGAAAGAAUGGAACCGCCCUCCUUGAAACAACUAGACAAACUCUGUCAUGGCCCUGUUCGCUACACGUAUUGUAAAAACAGACUAAGGCUCAGAGGAGAAGGGACGUACAUAGUGAAACAGUCAAGUGUGUUGGAUCAACUGGAACUGAUUUACAAACAGAAGGAGGGCGAAAUAAUAACGUUGACAAUAGACUGCCUUCCCAAUGGAUAUUUCAGGUUUACACCUGUUAAUGGGGAGACAAGCAGAGAAGAACGGCUGUAUCAGUUGAUCAAAACUGACAAAAGGACUGAGCAUCUAGUGGAUGCUAUACCGCGCAAACACGAUGACAACUCUGGGCUUCUACUUUGUUGGAAAGGUGACACCGGUGACAAUGUGCCCACCUCUGGUGAAAGACUACCACAAGUAGUCGUGCCAUUCCUGAACGAGAAUGCUGUCACAAUCACGUCAACUGUUUUAGGAAUUUCAGGCUAUUACACAGAGGUCCUUGAUGGCAAUAUGGCUAAAGGUGAUACAAGGAUUACCAUUGCCGUGAAACGCCUCAAGAACCGCAACAGACACAAGUGUUUGGAGCCCUUUCUAGCAAUGGUGCACAGAAUGCGUGAGAUGCAUAGCUCUUACAUCGUACAGUUACUGGGUGUUUGUCUUAUGCCCCCUGUCUACAUUGCACUUGAGUAUUCUCCCCACGGUGACCUUGCAACCUACUUGAAGCAUUACCACACCAUCGUUAGCCCGUCUCAGCUUCUGCAGGCUAUGCUGUAUGUGAUCAGUGCUCUCCAGUAUUUAAUACCAGCUGCUCAAGAGAGUCGUUUUUUGGCACAUGGUAACAUUCGCUGCCGCAAUAUCAUCGUGUUUCACCAUACCAGUGUGAUGGAAGUAAAACUGGGAGACCCAGGCCUGGUAUAUCUCUACAACCAGCUUCCGUUAGAACAUCAGUGUAACCAGGAAAGACUUCCAUGGCUAGCCCCAGAGCUGAGGAGUGACCUGAAUGCUAUGACUCCAGAGAGUGAGAUAUAUGCCUUUGGGACCACAGUUUGGGAGAUGUGGGCCAAGGGUGACCAGCCACCCAACACGGCUGGAGAAGAAAUGCCUGCUUCUCUGGCACCAGAUGAGGAGGACAAGCCAUGGCUGCACGAUCUGAAGGAAAAAGUUGUGGACAUAAUCAAGUCAUGUCGUCAUGAUGACCCCUCCAAGAGGAUGCAGGUGAAAGAACUUGUGCGAGCAAUUUUUACUCUGGAGUACGGAUCUGAUAUGUCUGGGAAAUAUGCUUAUGUGGACGAGGAAGAAGAUCUGCCCAGUGUGUCUGCUCUAGGUUCUGAUCCCCAGCAGUGUUCACUUGAGCAACAGGCAGCCAUUGCACCCGCUUUGCCUCACCCUCGUCCAGCCAGAUUAGUGGAAACUAAAGAGCAUCCUCGAUCCAAUGUGCAAAGACCGGAGACACCGCCACUAGGCGAGUUUGUGUUCUGUGAAGGAUGGCACUGUAAACCAGAUCAUCAUGAACAAGGGACAGAAAACUCAAGCGAGAGUAGAACCAAGGAAAGAGAUGUGCCACCACCUCUGACCAGAAGUCUCCCUCCAUCGAUGGGAGCAAGUCGUUCUCCUCAACCCUUGCUCGAGCAAGCUGUCAACAAAGGUGGUAUUGAGCAAAUGAUUGGCAGAGACAGAGUCAAGACAAGCAAUGUGAUUGGAAGCGGACAUUUUGGUGUUGUGUACAAAGGAGAAUUUAAAAAGGAUAAUGGCGAAUGGAUUCCUUGUGCUGUGAAAACUCUUAAACAAUGUGGGGAUUCGGCACAGAAUGACAAAAGUCUGGAGGAGGAGAUGAACAUAAUGUGCAGGCUGAACCACGAGAAUAUAGUAGCACUGCAUGGGUUCUGCUUGAACAAUGCAAAGGAUCCUUACUGUCUGGUUAUGGAGUAUGUGAAGAAGGGCAGUCUGCACAGAGUCCUCACUGAAGCCCGUAGGCCAACAACCCAAAUCCACAGAGAACUCACUCCACAAGUCUUGUUCAAUAUCUGUCAUGAUGUGGCACUGGUAAGUGUGAUACGUUUGCAUUUUUAUUCAGUUCUAUAUUUUUUGUUACUGUGCAGUGUUAAAAAAAAGGUUGUUCUAUUCCUUGUCAGAAAGUUAAAGGUAGAGAAAAUAUAAAAAGCUCAGAUGAAAGAGUGCAAAAAGUUAGUUGUAAUAUUUGCCUCAAAAUUUUCUUUUGAUUUCUCUUUAAGAGAAAGAGACACUUUAAAAUAUUUUUGGAUGGUUGGUAUUUGGGACCACAGUAAAUAUAUUACACAUGCAUCAUAUCAUAUCCCAAAAAUCUCUGGUUUUGAUUUUUGCUUUCCUUGGUGUAUUUUCAUAAUUUAUACAUGGAUAUGUAGAGGAAUAUUCUGAAAAUAUGUAAUAUGUUCUAUGGCUUGAUUUUAUGCAAGAUUUAGGAUGCAUUUGAAGAAAUAGAGAAAGAUUCCCUGGUGAGGAGAAUUCAUGUCAGCGAUUCGACUUUUUAAAAUUGUAGGCCUUGUCUGAUGUACUGAUAUGACUCAUUACAUAUACAUUUUCAUUAGAAGUUUUUUUAAGUGUAUGUAAGCACGCAGUCUGACACACAUUACACACAUCACACAAUAAAGUCAGGUAUUCCUACGUAAUUUUGUAUCCAACAUGAAACUGUGAUAAAUUUACUGAUAAGCCAAAGAACUUGUCAUAGAGUCAUCAUAUACGGUUCUCACCUCAGAGAAAGCAAUGUGUUGGAUAUACAUAUAUUUGUCAGCACAUAACUCUGCCAUAAAUGCCUCUAAGUAGGCUUGUUAUUUAAUAAUUAAUGAAGUAAUUUAUGUUAUAUACAAAAUAUGGUAUACUCGAGUCGCCCGGUACAAACUUGAAUCCCCUGCCCUCAAGAGAAUGGUGUAUACGGGUGGUGGACCAAAACAGGAGGAGUCACAAACAGUAACCUAUUAGAACUUGAAUUUUGUGCAAAAUUCAAACUCGAAACUUCAAACGUGCACCUUUAUACGAGUACGAAGGUGCAUGGUUGGCAAAACGUACGCUGUCAGGGUGCCGACCAUCAGCGUAUCUCCUGCCACGUUGGGCGUAGGAUUGUUGGUUAGGAUCACGGCUGCAUCUAUAUGCCAAUAGGUGAUCCCAAAUACCCACCACACACAAAAUAUUGCUAUAUACCUUUCUCCGGCUUGAAAAAAAACAAACAGUAUGAAAGACCAUGUUUACAAAUACAUGUAGUUUUCAUGCACAUCUAAUU